GCCGGGCAGCGUGAAAGCGCUGACACGGGCGCAGGUUGCACGCUGCUCGCUUCUCCUCCUACCGGAUGUUUCACAGACAGAACCUCGAGUGAGACGUUUGGCAUCACGCAGGCAAGCGACAAAAAGACAAAGGUUUCUUUCUUUCAUUUUUUUUCACACCCUUCCUACUCGCAUCCGCUGGGAAUCCCUCCACCAUGGCUUCCAACUUCAACGACAUAGUCAAACAGGGAUACGUGAGGAUACGGAGUAAGAAACUGGGGGUGAGUACUAGGUGCACCUUCCCUCUGCCUACUGUGGCUAUCUUCCGAAGAUGUUGGCUGGUAUUGAAAAAGGCGUCUAGUAAAGGACCACGACGCUUGGAGAAGUAUCCAGAUGAGAAGGCCGCUUAUUUUAGGAGUUUCAACAAGAUCACUGAGCUCCAUAAUAUCAAGAACAUUAGCAGGAUGCCCAGAGAGACCAAGAGACACGCUGUGGCCAUUAUCUUCUGUGACGACACUUCCAGAACGUUUGCCUGCGAAUCAGAGCUGGAUGCGGAGGAAUGGUGCAAGCUCCUGAGCGCCGAGUGCCUGGGUAGCCGUCUCAACGACAUCAGCCUGGGCGAACCAGACUUGCUAGCGGCGGGAGUGCAGCGGGAGCAGAACGAGCGUUUCAAUGUGUACCUAAUGCCCACCCCGAACUUGGACAUCUACGGGGAGUGCACUAUGCAGAUCACCCAUGAGAACAUCUACCUGUGGGACAUCCACAACGCCCGCCUAAAACUCGUCAUGUGGCCUCUCAGUUCGCUCCGCAGAUACGGUCGAGACUCCACCUGGUUCACGUUUGAGUCCGGAAGGAUGUGCGACACAGGCGAGGGCUUGUUCACGUUCCAGACACGAGAGGGGGAAAUGAUCUACCAGCGCGUUCAUUCGGCUACUCUGGCCAUUGCCCAGCAGCAUGAGAGAAUGAUGGAGGAGAUGGAGAAAAGCUCCCAGGUGCGCUCUUCGGAGACGCUCAGUAAGUCCAUUUCCCUGCCCCGCAGCGCCUAUUGGCAACACAUCACGCGGCAGAACAGCGUGGGAGAUCUCUUCAGUUACCAAGCGAGCAGCAUGUCGAUGACGUUCAUCCCUCGAGCUCAAACUUUCCCAAACUUUCUGUCCAACGAGCCCAAAAGGAAAGCAGAAGACGGAAAAGUUGAAGAGGGGAGGAGGCGCCAGGAAGAGGCGCUGUCGUCCUCUAGCGGCCGAGAGGCCGCUUGCAGCUUGAGGCCGCUGCAAUGACAACAGUGGACACUGUAAAACGCAAUGUCAACCUAUAUGUAGUAUAUGACGUCAUUUCAAGAGUUGCUCCACCUUGUUUUGUAAUGUGACAGCAGAAGUAGCCUCAAUGGCACCAGACUUGUUUAAAUAAAUGUGUUCUUUUUAUGUUAAAGAACUUGUGACGUCACUGAAAUGUCCAAUCAAACACCUUAUUAAAGCUGACAUCGCAGUCUCAUUACACUGUAUUUAAGAUACAUAAUAGAAGACUGGAUCGUUUUAAUUGACACUGUUUGCUAGGUAUUUGUUUAUUAUUGUGAUUGUAUUUUUCUUCAAAAAACUCAUUGCAAAUAGUAAGUAGAAAUGCAACACAAUAAUGAAAAGUUAUUCCGCUGUGAAACCUAGUAAAAUCAAAAUAUAUGAUAAAAUGUUCCAACCCAGUUCACAUGAACGG
Molecule: messenger RNA, 1686 nt
Organism: Syngnathus typhle (broad-nosed pipefish)
Lineage: Eukaryota; Metazoa; Chordata; Actinopteri; Syngnathiformes; Syngnathidae
Gene: dok6
Product: docking protein 6
Exons: 10
Coding region: 195-1256 (353 amino acids)
Biological process (GO): cell surface receptor protein tyrosine kinase signaling pathway; positive regulation of MAPK cascade
Cellular component (GO): cytoplasm
Source: RefSeq, a predicted model, not a curated record